AUGAGUUCACGGGACAUUUCGAAACAGAAGAAACCCCAAUCUAAGAAAACAAAUAGAAACCUGGAAAAAUGUAAAGCGACAAAGCAGGAGGAUGAUGACGAUUCGGGACACGAUACAGCAUCCACAACAAUUACACCAACUCAAACAACACCGGUCGACAUGAUGACCUCCAAAGAUUUCCAAUUUGAUGUUGGGGCUCACAUUGAAGUGAUACAUCAACAGUUGAAGGAUACGGUUCGAGUGCAAAAGUUCCGAGAGGCUAUUUUAUAUAAUCAACAUUUGUUCCGGAACAAAAUUGUCCUACAUUUGAAUUGUGGUGUGGGUAUAUUUUCAUUGUUUGCCGCAAAGGCAGGAGCUGCCAAGGUCUUCGCCAUCGAUCAUUCGAAUGUCAUUUAUUACACCCGACAAAUUGUGGCGGCAAAUGGUUAUGGCGAUGUCAUAGAGGUGCUGAAGGGCCGCAUUGAAGAUAUCGAUUUGCCCGUCAAGGAAGUCGAUAUCAUUUUAUGUGAUUGGAUGGGUUAUGCGCUGCUGUUUCAAUCGACCUGUGAUGCUGCGAUUUAUGCCCGCGAUAAAUGGUUAAAGAAGCCGAACGGUUUAAUAUUUCCAGACCAGGCAAAAUUGUUCAUGGUUGCUGUGGAAGAUCAAAAACAUAAAAAUGAAAAUAUUGAAUGGUGGAAUGGUGUCUAUGGAUUCAAUAUGAAAUGUUUGCGCGAUGUGGCUCUGAAAGAGCCACGCUAUAAGUUGAUUAAUUUCUGA
Musca vetustissima is the source of this 756-nucleotide messenger RNA. RefSeq names its product protein arginine N-methyltransferase 8-like. The transcript has a single exon. Gene Ontology annotation, biological process: peptidyl-arginine methylation. The record is from RefSeq and is a predicted model, not a curated record. Bases 1 to 756 code for a protein of 251 amino acids. Gene Ontology annotation, molecular function: protein-arginine N-methyltransferase activity. Gene Ontology annotation, cellular component: nucleus. Lineage: Eukaryota; Metazoa; Arthropoda; Insecta; Diptera; Muscidae.